Messenger RNA from Thermochaetoides thermophila DSM 1495, 1335 nucleotides. RefSeq names its product fructose-2,6-bisphosphatase-like protein. Gene Ontology annotation, cellular component: cytosol. Gene Ontology annotation, biological process: fructose 2,6-bisphosphate metabolic process; fructose metabolic process. The record is from RefSeq and is a predicted model, not a curated record. Lineage: Eukaryota; Fungi; Ascomycota; Sordariomycetes; Sordariales; Chaetomiaceae. The transcript has 4 exons. Bases 1 to 1335 code for a protein of 444 amino acids. Gene Ontology annotation, molecular function: fructose-2,6-bisphosphate 2-phosphatase activity; ATP binding; 6-phosphofructo-2-kinase activity.
AUGGCGCCCAGGAUGAAUGGCGUGGGCAUCAUGCCCGAGGACACUCGUAUCUGUGUUGUCAUGGUUGGCUUACCCGCCCGAGGGAAGAGCUACAUUGCGCAAAAGGCCCAGCGGUACCUGAAAUGGCUUUCCAUUCCUGCAAAGACCUUCAAUGUUGGCAACUACCGACGGAAUGAUGCCCCUCAUCCGUCGGCCGACUUCUUCGAUACCAAUAACCCUGAAGGCGAGCGCAAGCGCCGUGCUGCUGCCGAGGCAGCUGUGUCAGACAUGCUCAAGUGGUUCAAAGAGGAGGGCGGCGUCGUGGGCAUCCUCGACGCUACAAACAGCACAAAAGAGCGCCGCAAAUGGGUGCUCGACAAGGUUGGCCGCGAGGGGAUUGAAGUCUUGUUUGUGGAAUCCAAGUGCGACGACGAAGAAUUGAUCAUGGCCAACAUCCGCGACGUUAAGACCAGCAGCCCCGAUUAUGUUGGCCAGGAUCCGGAGAAAGCCGCGCAGGAUUUCCGAGAGCGGAUUCGUCAUUACGAAAAGGUCUACAAGUCCAUCAAUGAGGAUGGUGAUGAGGACGAUCUUACCUACCUCAAGAUCAUGAACGUUGGUCGAAAGGUUUUCAUCAACCGUAUCCAGGACUACCUGCAAAGCCGCAUCGUUUACUUCCUCAUGAACCUGCACAUCCGCCCGCGCUCUGUUUGGCUGUCUCGCCAUGGCGAAUCCGUCCUCAACCUCGAGGGCCGUAUUGGCGGGGACUCCGAGCUAUCCCAUCGUGGUGAAGAGUACGCUCGCAAGCUUCCCGAGCUGGUCCGUGAGUCUGUCGGUGAUGAUCGUCCUCUGACGGUCUGGACGUCCACCCUUAAACGCACCAUCGCCACAGCUCGCUACCUCCCGAAGCAUUACAACCAGCUGCAGUGGAAGGCGCUCGACGAGCUCGAUGCCGGCGUCUGUGACGGCAUGACCUACCAGGAGAUCGCUGACCGCUAUCCCGAGGACUUUCAGGCGCGCGACGAGGAUAAGUACAACUACCGUUACCGCGGCGGGGAGAGCUACCGCGACGUUGUAAUCCGCCUGGAGCCCAUUAUUAUGGAACUUGAGCGCAGCGAGGACAUCCUCAUCAUCUCACACCAAGCUGUCAUUCGCUGCAUCUACGCCUACUUCAUGCAGAAGUCGCAGGAAGAAAGCCCCUGGGUCCCCGUCCCGCUGCAUACCCUCAUCAAGCUUACCCCUCGUGCAUACGGCACCGAGGUGCAGACUUACAAAGCUAACAUCAAAGCGGUCAGCACCUGGCGCGGCAAGGGGAGCACGGCGAAGCAUGAAGACCCUGCCCCCGACGGCGGCAUCUAA